AUGGACGCAACUCUACCUCUGCUGACUCUGCCGGCCGACACAGUUGUGCUGCCCGGUGUGAGCAUGAAGGUGGGCUUGAGUAAGGAGACCGCUGUGGCCAUGCUCAAGCUGUUUGAGAAGCCCAAAGAUAAGGACGUGGCGUACUCCAAGGCCACGCAAGACCUAAUGAGCAGUGUCAACAAGCUGCAGGCCUUCUUCAAACUCAAGCGAACUUCUGCUGACGGGUACAGAAACGCAAGUCUGAUCACCAUUGCUUGCGUACCCCGCAUUACCCAGAAGCAGAUCAAGGAGACCGGCGAGAACAACGAGGCCGGUGCCCACGACAGUGAGAGCGUGACUCCCGUGCUGGGCACCAACUCCACCGAGGUCAAUACCUCUGUCUACUCCUUUGGAACCGUGUGUCGAAUCGUGCGGUUUGAGCGAUCUGGUACUGAGGACUUCCAGAUUGUCGUGGAGGGUCUGUCCCGUUUGGAGCUCGGCCAGCUGGUCGACAAGUCCGGUCUAGUGCCCACAGCUCGAAUCAAGGUCCGAGUUGACGAGGACGGUGAGUCUGCCUCUUCUGACGAGUCCAGUGACAAGGAGCCCACAUGGAGCAAGACCGAGUUGUCGCAGCUGGAGGUGUUGCACGCCUCCGCUAAGGAAAUUAUCGAUCUGGCCGCCAAGAGUAAUGCCACGCAGUUCUCCAAGCUUAUGGCUUCGCAGACCACAGUGGCCGCUUCUGUUAUGAAGCAGCUGACCAAGCUGGGUCCUAACCCCGGAUCGGCACGAGAUACCCGAAAGACCGCUGGUAUGCUGGUUGAUCUGCUCAUGGCCAUUCUCCCCACCGACUUUGAGGACAAGAUCGCGGUUCUGGCUGCCUUCUCGAUUCCCGAGCGAAUUGCCAAGGGCUCCGAGAUUCUCAAGACCAAGCUCGACAUGAUGAAGAUCACCGAGAAGAUCGACUCGACCGUGGACUCCAAAAUGAACAAGCAACAGCGAGAGUACCUACUUCGACAGAAGAUGCGAGCCAUCCAGGAGGAACUUGGAGAGACCGACGACCGAGGAGAGGACGAUGAUCUUAAGGAGCUCACCCAGAAGCUGCAGAGCCUCAAGCUGAGCCCAGAAGCCGACAAGGUGGUAUCCCGAGAGCUCAAGCGAAUCAAGCGAAUGCCUCCCACUCAGGCUGAGUACCAAGUCUGCAGAACUUACCUUGAGACGAUUGCCGAGCUGCCAUGGGACAAAUGUACCGAAGACACUGUUGUGACAGUCGACCAGGCUCGAACCAUUCUGGACAACGAUCAUUACGGUCUUUCUCAUAUCAAGAAGCGUCUUUUGGAGUACCUUGCUGUUCUGCGACUCAAGUCUCUGCGAUCUGAGUCUGAGGUUGCUCAAGAGGAGACUGCUGCUGCUGCUUCUUCUGAGGGCCCCAACGGCCAGCUUGACGACUCGGCCAAGCCCAUCGACUACUCCAACCGAGCCCCCAUUCUGCUGCUGGUUGGCCCUCCCGGUGUUGGUAAGACCUCUUUAGCCAAGUCUGUGGCUCGAGCUCUGGGCCGAAAGUUCCAGCGGCUGUCUCUCGGAGGUGUUCGAGACGAGUCCGAGAUCAGAGGUCACCGACGAACCUACGUUGGUGCCAUGCCUGGUCUGUUCAUUCAGGGUCUUCGACAGGUCGGGGUGAACAACCCUGUCGUUCUCCUUGAUGAGAUUGAUAAGAUUGGAGGCGCAAACUUCCACGGGGACCCUGCCGCUGCCAUGCUGGAAGUGCUGGACCCCGAGCAGAAUGCUACUUUCCGAGACCAUUACAUCAACUUCCCCGUUGAUCUGUCCAAGUGCAUUUUCAUUGCCACCGCCAACAACCUCGACACCAUUCCCGCUCCUCUUCUGGACCGAAUGGAGACCGUUCACCUGGAGGGUUACACCUACAUGGAGAAGCUUCAUAUUGCCAAGAAGUACCUUGUCCCCAAGCAGACUAAAGCCAACGGUCUUGAGGUUGACCAGGUUGUCAUUCCCGACGACGUUCUGCUUCACAUUUGCACUAAGUACACCCGUGAGGCCGGCGUUCGAAACCUCGAGCGAAAGAUUGGCGCUGUGUGUCGAGCCAAGGCUGUAGACUACGCCAAGUCUCUCUCCGCCGACGACGGUGAGCUGAUUACUGUUGUAGACGAGGCCAAGAAGGGUGCUCACUCGUCCUACGAUCCCGUGGUGACCAUUGAGAAUCUCACCGACAUCCUUGGAAUGGAGGUUUACACUGAUGAGGACGCUCAGGACGCCAAGGAGGAGCCCAACUCGUCGCACAUCGGUGUUGUCAACGGUCUGGCCUACAUGGGCACUGGUAAUGGAGGUCUUCUCAAGUUUGAGGCCACCCAGAUGCCCGGUAAGGGUCAGCUCAAGCUCACCGGAAAGCUUGGAGAUGUCAUUCAGGAGUCUGCGCAGAUUGCCCUUUCGUGGGUCAAGAGCAAUGCUGCUGCUCUGCAUAUCGACACCGACUUUGACAAGGUGGAUAUUCAUUUGCAUGCCCCCGCCGGUGCUAUCCCCAAGGAUGGACCUUCUGCUGGAGUUGCCAUGACUCUUGCAUUUGUGUCUCUGUUUAUGGGUAAGCCGAUCCCUCCUUCUAUUGCCAUGACUGGAGAGAUGACUCUUCGAGGCCGUGUUCUACCUGUUGGAGGUAUUCGAGAGAAACUUCUUGGCGCUCAUCUUGCUGGCGUCAACCGAAUCAUGCUGCCUCUUGCUAACAAACGAGACGUGGAUGAGGAGCAGCGAAAGGGCGGAGACGGCGGUGUUCUUGACAAGAUGGAGAUUUCUUAUGUCAAGUACAUGUGGGACGUUUUGGAGCUGGUCUGGGACCUUCGAUUUGAUCCUAUGAUUGAGUCUCGAUUGUAG
This is a messenger RNA of Yarrowia lipolytica CLIB122, 2859 nucleotides long. RefSeq lists its product as uncharacterized. Gene Ontology annotation, biological process: protein quality control for misfolded or incompletely synthesized proteins; protein targeting to peroxisome; protein processing. Gene Ontology annotation, cellular component: peroxisomal matrix. The record is from RefSeq and is a predicted model, not a curated record. Gene Ontology annotation, molecular function: serine-type endopeptidase activity; ATP binding; ATP hydrolysis activity. NCBI's taxonomy places the organism in Eukaryota, Fungi, Ascomycota, Dipodascomycetes, Dipodascales.